AUGGCACCACCAGUCCCUGUAUAUACGAGAGAUGAAGUCAAGAUGCAAUUUCCACAGUACAUGAUGAAAUUUUUGCCUUCAAACUGUGAGCUGUACUCCAUCAUCCAGAACCAAUGUACCUUCUCUGCUGACGAGAUAAUAUGUGUGCCCUUCAAGAGGGUGUUUGCCAAAUGCCGGAGGGGAAACCAAGAAGCCAAGAGGAACAUAAUACCAGAGAAUGGAGGACUGAAUUUAACUGGAAAGAAACUAAUCCCAAGAGAAUACACAGUCAUUGAAGUUACGGACUCCCUAACGAACAAGUACGACAAUAGUAGCCUCAUGGACAGAUUUUUUGAGGCAGAAAGAGAUUUAAUGAUAAGGUUUCAAGAAUAUGAGGAACGGAACAGUAAGGAAGGAGAAAUAAAGUAG
This is a messenger RNA of Komagataella phaffii GS115, 408 nucleotides long. RefSeq lists its product as hypothetical. Gene Ontology annotation, cellular component: mitochondrial inner membrane peptidase complex. The coding region runs from base 1 to 408 and encodes 135 amino acids. The record is from RefSeq and is a predicted model, not a curated record. NCBI's taxonomy places the organism in Eukaryota, Fungi, Ascomycota, Pichiomycetes, Pichiales, Pichiaceae. The transcript has a single exon.